AGGACCCCUGCGCUCACACAGGAGAGGAGUGAGCGCAUGAAAGAGCGAGAGAGAGAGAGAGGAAGGAAGAGAGAAAGAGAGAGAGAACAGGGAAGAGGUACAGUUGGGAUGUUUCACGACUGCCACAGCUGCCUGAGCACUGCACUGCACUGAGUGUUGUUGAGUUUCAGUCACACACACUCUCUCAUAUAUAAACAACAGAGAAAAAAAGGGGGAAGCAUGACGGCUGGUUGGUUGCAGUUGUGGGUGCAAAUGUGAAUGAAGAAAAGAGGAAACCUCAGUCACGUCCUGGGUUCCACCACAUCGCAACAUCCCUCUGUGUGGUGCUGCGUCUCUCUCUCUGCUCUCACUUAAGAAGGAUUAAACUUUUCUUUUUGAUCUCUGGUUGGCACGUUUGGGACUGUUGACAUGGAGUCUCCCACCAAAGAGAUCGAGGAGUUUGAAAGCACGGCCCUGAAGUACCUCCAGCCCGAACAGAUAGAAAAGAUCUGGCUCAGGCUCCGUGGACUGCGAAAGUACAAGAAGACAUCCCAGAGAUUACGAUGUCUGGUGAAGCAACUGGAGAGGGGAGAGGCUUCGCUCACUGACCUCAAGAAAAACCUGGAGUAUGCAGCGUCGGUGCUCGAAUCUGUUUACAUCGAGGAGACGAGGCGUUUGGUUGACACAGAAGAUGAGCUCAGUGACAUCCAGUCGGAGUCGGUACCCUCAGAAGUGCGGGACUGGCUGGCCUCCACCUUCACACGGCAGAUGGGGCUGAUGCUGCGACGCAAUGAGGAGAAACCUCGCUUCCGCAGCAUCGUCCACGCUGUCCAGGCUGGCAUAUUUGUAGAGAGGAUGUACCGACGCACCUCCAAUAUGGUGGGACUCAGCUACCCCCCGUCUGUCAUAUCUGUGCUUAAGAAUGUUGACAGGUGGUCGUUUGACGUCUUCGCUCUCAAUGAAGCCAGUGGGGAACACGCACUGAAAUUCAUUUUCUAUGAGUUGCUCACAAGAUACGAUCUCAUUAGCCGCUUUAAGAUCCCAAUCUCUGCAGUGGUGUCAUUCGUGGAGGCCCUUGAGGUGGGAUACAGCAAGCAUAAAAACCCCUACCACAAUCUGAUGCAUGCUGCUGAUGUCACACAGACUGUACACUACCUGCUACUCAAGACUGGCAUGGUGCAUUGGUUGACUGAGCUUGAGAUCUUUGCCAUGAUCUUUGCGGCAGCGGUGCAUGACUACGAGCACACGGGGACCACAAACAACUUCCACAUCCAGACAAGGUCAGACACAGCCAUCCUGUACAAUGACCGCUCAGUGCUGGAGAGUCACCAUGUCAGUGCAGCGUACCGCCUACUGCAGGAUGACGAUGAGAUGAACAUCCUGUACAACCUCUCCAAGGAUGACUGGAGAGAGCUGCGAGCUCUAGUGGUGGAGAUGGUGCUGGCCACAGAUAUGUCAUGCCACUUCCAGCAGGUGAAGGCCAUGAAGAACUUCUUACAACAACCAGAGGGCAUUGACAAGCCCAAAGCUCUGUCCCUGCUGCUGCACACGGCAGACAUCAGUCACCCGGCCAAAAGUUGGGACCUCCACCACCGCUGGACGACCUCCUUACUGGAGGAGUUCUUCAGACAGGGGGACAAAGAAGCCGAGCUUGGCCUGCCAUUCAGCCCUCUCUGUGACAGAAAGUCCACAAUGGUUGCACAGUCCCAGAUCGGUUUCAUAGACUUCAUCGUUGUGCCCACCUUCACUGUGCUGUCAGACAUGAUGGAACGAAUCGUCACGCCGCUCAUCGAUGAGGCCUCCCAUUCAGGUCUUGCCGGCUUUAGACGCUCAAGUCUAAACAGUAUUAGCUCGGAUGAGACCAAGAGGCACAGCGUGAAGAGCAUAGGCUCCGACAGCAGCUCAUCAGGACAAGGCUCUCUGCUGACGGUGGACCUGAAGAACUUCAAGGCACUGUGGAACGAAGAGGUUUAUCAGAACAGAGAGAGAUGGAAAGCACAGGCUGCUAAAGAAGCGGAGGAGCGAGCUAAAAGGGAAGCAGAGGAGCAAGCCCAGGAAGAAGAGUCCAUGGAGCCCCAGGAGGUCCACACAGAAUCAGAGCAGCCUGAACCAAAGGAGGACAAACUGGAGGAGGAGGAACCCAAGUCAGCAGAGGCCAGCAGACCACCAGAUGGCAACACAGGGGAGACGGAGCAGGGAGCACAGCCAGGGAGCGGCGCACACACUCCACUGCAGAACGGAGAGCUUUCUGAAGAAGCAUCAUCUCCUGAGGGUGAAGAAGACAAAAACAAAGUUGUAGAUGCCGAGGUAGCGAUGGAAUAAGUGAGCUGAGGAGUACUGUUACGUCUCAGCAGCCCAACUGUCGACCGGAACCUUUACUUAUUAACUCAGACUCUCUCCAGAGGGAGGCCAUUAGAGGGACUGUGUCGCCCUCUACAGGACAAAAAGAAACUGACACCCUCACCUACUCUUUGUCUUCUAUUACCAGCUUGUUUCCACUUGUACCAUGUUUAUACUCCCUCGCUCCUGUAUGCAGAGCUUGCGGCUCUACUUGUGUGCAUUAUUCCUCUUCCUUGUGCUCACUGAUGAAGAGGGAGUUUAGCAACCUUCAUGUUUGAGGGAGUCUUUGGAGGACCGACUCUGAAAAUGUUGCUUUUCUUUUUAUUAGUCUGCCAAUAAUUUACUUCAGUGUAUGUUCAACCACUACAGACAUGUAGCCAUUUUACUCAUCCCACUUUCUCCUGAAGUUUUUGCCUCUCUGUCAGCUCUGUUUAACAUCACAUUUACAGUCUAGUACCGGGUUUAUUAUAGACAUAAAGUUUAUUAUCACAGCAGUUUUGCGCCUUACGGACUCUAUGUAGGUGCAGAAAUGUAAGAAAUGACAAAUGAGUGUACAGAACAUCGGGUUUGAUUCACAGGUUUAUAGCACAACUAUUUUACUAGCAAGUCCCCCUUACUUAUACAAAUCCACCCCUUUUAGACAACUCCUCUGUGUGUUUUUGGAGCUUCCGUCUCUUCAAAACCUGCUGUGGCUCUUUUUUCUUUCCUUCCUUCCUUCAUAUUGUUUACUUUCCUCAGAAAUUGUGCAUUUCUUCGACUUUUGUGUUCUCAUCAGCCACAUUUCUAUUGUAUGUUGUGUGUUUAUGCACUCUUUACUGUAUAUAAUUCAAGUUUGGAUAUGUAUGGAUCUGGGGAGGAGUAGAAGUCCACCAGUGGAUAUUUUUAUGGAUAAAAUGUAAGAUAUUGUAGUGGAAAAAGUCCAAAAAUCAGAAUGCAGUUUUUGCAUUUCAAACAUAUCGAACACAAACACAAAUUCAAGUUUUUGUAAUGUAUGAAACUGUAUUGUUUACUUUUUGUUACAUUCUUGUUUGUUUUGCAUUUGUUGAGUCCUGUAUGAACCAUACACUUGAUGUGUCGGAUAUCCUCACACUGUUUGUCAAUUCUCUGUCAGAACUCUUCUUCUUGAUGCCUUCUUAAAUGUUUAUCAGCUGUAGCAGAGAGUCAACAUCGUUGCUGAAUCAGAAAAAUCUUACUGUACAUUGCUUUAUUUUGCAGAGGUUUUGUUACAGCAGCUUCGCCUGCGAGGUUGUGAUGUUAAAUGUUUACAGUGUGCUCAUAUGUUAAUGUGUUGAAUACAUCAUGCUUCUGUUGUGAUGCAUCUGCAGCUGUGAGUCCAAAAUGUAUCUGCUUCUUGGUUGUUUGCCCGUUUUUAAAGGCUUGUACCGUUGUGUAUAGGAGAUAUAAAUAUUGCUUAUGUGCAUAUGUAAAAUAAUGAACCUCUGCUGGGCUGGAUCAGCUUUUAAUAUAUAACUUCUAUGUGUGAUUGGAAGAAAAAGAAGAAUUUUGGCAGUAUUUCCAUAAUUAUGGAUAUAUUUUCCCUAAAAUUGUGCACUUUCAUUUUGUUUUUCAUUUGAUUUUUAAUUCUUUGGGGGGAAAAAAAUCAAAAUUUAUUGUGCCAAGAUUAAAUUCUUGGAAUACUUUUAGUUUAUUUUUGACGUAUAUUGCUCCUAUGUACACUGUUGAAUAUGCUUAAUACUAAUGGCGCAUUCCAUUUGAUCCUGAAAGUUGGAUAAUCUGUGAUGUCAGUCGGAUAGAUCAUCCCAAAACCCCCACUGAUGUGAUGUCAUUUUUAGCUCCGACAUCCAACUUCCAAAAUAUUUGGAAUGCACCAUGUGUUUAUAGAAAACUGCCGGAAUUUAUUUUUUAAGCAUUUAAGUUCAAACAGAAACUCCCCAUUUUUUAUAUAUUAGCAUGAUGUUUGGUGUCAUGCUUGGUUAUAAAGCAGUUUAUCACAAAAUGCUUCUUUCUACCUAAAAAAUACAGUCAGUGGUUAGCUAGCCGGCUGGCUGAAUGUGUGCCUAUAAAUGUUAGUUCCAUUUUACACUUUUCGCUGAAAGAAAACCAACGUUGUGAUGUCAUGAAUCUGUACUGAUUCAGCUUUAGUCAAAAAAAUUGAAUAGAGUGCUGCAGGGAUGAUGAAUUUUUGGACAACCUGGAAGUUAGCAUCAGGCAGGUUCCAUCAACAAAACGCCUGUGGCUUUUUCCAUGGGUUUUUGGAUUAUUGCUGAAAGUAAGCUCUGUUAAUACUGGUUACAUCUUUUGUUCAUAAAGACAAUAUUCAAAGGCAAAUACUACUUUCAGAAUUUUUGAAACCCAUUUGCAAUCAGCAUAAAUAAAAGUGCUAAUGUUGGCUAUGGAGCGGCUGACUUGCUUGAACGUCAAUACAAUUGAUCAUCCAACUUUUAUGAGUUUGAAACUCAUUUACCAGCAUUUUCUUUUUUUUUCAAGUUUUUUCUUAAAUUUGUUCUUAAGAAAAUUUCUAAGAGCCUGUGUGGGAUUCAUGACACAUUCUUAACCUGCUGAGUUGUUCACACCUGUGUUCUUAAAGUCCCUAUAAAGUGAUUUAAAAAAAUUGUUAUUUUAGGUUUAUUGUACAACAGAUCACGUUGUUAUGAAUGACCAGGCCAAAUUUCAGUCAUGAAAGACACCUCUAAGUUGUUAAAAAUUCAGCUUCAAAAUCAGAAAAAAUAUGGCUAAAAUCUGCUCCAGAAUGGUGAGGGUGUGUUUGAAUGAGCUGAAGCCACGCCCACUCCCACUCAAAAAUAAUAAUUCUUAUCAGAGCACAGCUGCCUGGCUCUGUGAGAAAUCGUUGUUAUGUUAGGUGGGCGGAGUAUUCCCUUUCAAGACUGAUGAUGUCAUGGCUCAGAGUUUUGCCCUGCUCUAAUAAAACCAAGCCAGGAAAGAGGUGAACAACUUUCUAAAUAAAAGAAUGAGUCACACAUAGAUCUCAGAGUUUUCACAUGUUUACAGCAACCUUACUCCAACAUGUCUGGUGUGUUAAGACACAAAGGUUAGGUUUCACAUAACAAGGAUUUUAAGUUGAUGAAUGCUGGGUGCUCAUAAGCUGGAAGCGUAUGCAGAUUCCUCCUAAUUAGCAAAGGGGAAAUGCCCCUUUUAUGCCCAUAUGACAUAUAAGUUCUGUGCUCAAGGACAGAAGGGCACACAAGAGUGAGAGAAGUAGCGAGCUAAAUGUCAGUAAAUUAAAUUAAUACAUAAAAAAAAAAAAAACAAUGGAAAUAUGUCAAAAUACUUUGAUACGUUCUAUGUAGCAGCAGAUAACAUCCUGUCGGGACAAGCAGUGAUUUAUGUAUGGAGAAACAUUACCAGAAAGGCCACGUUUACUGUUGUUAACAACAAUAUCAAGCAUUUAAAGUGCAAAAAAUAUAAACAUUCUUAAUCUUAAGCUACUUUUAUGUCUUGAAAGUAGUGAAUUAUUUGGGCAAAAUGUUUUAAAAAUGUUUUUAAAAAUUCAUAUAGAAGCAGCAGCAGGCAGGAAUUAAUAGAGCCUCUGUGUAAAGCCCGGCCGAGUAGUGUCAAACAACACUCGUGUGGUCCCCAAAGUGGUCCAGCUUGGUUCAGUACAGUCUUGUCAUGGUUUAGCACAUUGAACUGUGAUCUUAUCCGUCUUUCCUGAGCUGAUGUCCGUUUCACCAACCUCAAGCCUCACUCGUUGUGACAGAAAAUCCAUCUCAUAAGCUUGUAUUAAGACCUUAUUUCUGGCAUUUAACCAAAAACUCAUUCAAAACUCUCACAGACUUUCAGACAAUUGAACCAGUGGUCCCAAAAUGCUAACACAUCUCCUGGUUUUAUGUCACAUUACUGCAGCACUCUUCAUCUUCUUACAAUUUAUACUUUAGACUUUAAUUUUGGUAACUGUAAGAAACUUUGACAGCACUUUGAUGUUGAAGAAGUAUUUUUAAUGGUCUGUUUUUGCUGUUUUUCAUUUCAAAAAAAGGUUUUUAUCUGCUUUUUGUCAGUUUUUCUCGACCGUCUGCUAUUUGUUUUUUUACUCCGUGGAUGGAUUUACCAACCUUUUCUUUUUGUCUCUCUCUUUUGAUUUUGUCCUUGUGUGUUUGUUUUAUCCACCAGCUCUGAAGUCAGAAAAAUCCAGUGGCUCAAAACUGUAAAAAGUUAGUACCAGUCAUAGCAAAGUAGAUUUUUAAACACAACAAGAAGAGAAGUCUUUGCAUCCUGAAACUAGCCUGCCUGACACUGAAAGCAGAGUGUAUCUUCUGCUUCAAGAGACCAACACAUGUACAGUCUUGUAGUUUGCUCUUUCACUAUCUGCUGCUGUGAUAGGCUGCUGUAUGAAUAUUUAACAAGAAUUUAUACCAACCAUAAUCAGAACAUAGCUGUAUUUAUGACAUGUAAAGACUUCUAAUCAUGGUGUUUUGUAAUGGUUACUAUGGAACACUCUCUGUUGUUUAUUUAAGGCAUUGUUUCCUUGUUUAGUCUGAUUCGCUCUCUAAUGACUGAACUCAAACUGUUCUGGUGGCUGAGGUUAGAUGGAUGUAAAGAGCGAGUACGGGUGAGUGUGAGUGUGUUAAUGUAUGUGGAUGAGCGUGCGCUAGUGUGGCUGAAACUGCCGAAAAUACUUAACGUGCAUUUCUGAUCUCUUCACUGUGAUCUGCUAUAAAUGAUGCGAGUAUGAUGACAUGAGUGUGUUUGCAUGGAUGUGGGUGCAUGUGAGUGUGACUGAAAAACAAUAACAGAUAAAGUGGAAGGUUAACUAUUCUCAAACCUCAAAACUUGAUCAAAAGUCACAUUUCUAAUCAGAUUUGUCAUGAUUUUAAGCUCACACUCUCAUAUGGUAACCUCCUCAGACCCAUACUUUUGUUUGGAAUGCAUUUUUUGUUUCUCCCACUUAUUUGGGAUAAGUGGGACCUGAUAAAACCUAAACAAGGUCUCUGAACAGGAGGUAGUUUUCACCAAAAAUUAUGUCUGCAUAUGAGGGCAACAAGCUAAUCUUACUGUACAACACACAAAUAAAAUUGCUAUUUCUUGUUGCAAGUCAUUUUCACAAAGAAUAUGUUUUUAAAGCAUUAAAGAUGACUGCUUCAAGUCAAACUCAUAACAAAUUUCCAGUCAAAAUCCCCCAAAUUUUCCAAAUAAAUUCCCCCAAAAUUCCAUGGUACAAUUUUGGAAAAUUGCCAAACAGCCAUACAAAUUCUCUAACAUCAUAAAAAUUCUGAAAAAUUGCGAGGGAUAUUACUUCCCAAAUUUCAAAUCAAAUUUCCCAAAUAUACAAACAAAUUUUCCCAGAAGAAUACCAUGGAAAGUUUUGGGAAAAUUGCCUAACAUUUUACCCCAAACAGCCAAAAAAAACAAACAAAUAAAAGCACUAACAUUCCCAUUAAAAUUCUUGAAAAGUUCAAAGGAUAUUUUCCCCCGUUUUCUGAUCAGUUUCCCCAAAUUUACAAAUAAAUUUCCCCCAAACUUCCAUGGAAACAUUUUUGGAAAAUGCCAAACCAACUUUUCCCAACAGCCGAACAAAUUCCCCAACAUUUACAUGAAAAAUCUUUAAAAUUUCAAAGAAUAUUUGCCCAAAAAAAGGCCAAUCAAAUUCCCCAAAUUUACAAAUAAGUUCCCCAAAUUCUAUGAAAGUCCCUUAAAAGCACCCCAAAAAAACUUAAAAUCAAACUCUCCAAAACAUAAAAGAUAUUCCAGAAAUUGUCAUGAAAAUUCCUUUGAAUUCAAAAGCAAAUUCCCACAACAUUUCAAGAAAAUCACUUUAACUUCUUUGUAAAUUCUGAACACUAAUUUCAAAACUUCUAAUCACAGAAUUAUAACUCAGUUGUUGGAAAGCUGAAAUGUAAUGUCCUCAUAUGGACAAGAAGGGUCUCAGGAGGUUACAUGGAGACAUCAAUUACUUUUUUAGGUACACCUAAACUGCCUAUUAAUUCGAAUACCUGGGCACCAAUCAUAUAGCAGCAACCAUUGCAUUAAGGCAUGUAGACAUGGUUAAGGUAAUUUGCUGAAGUUGCUUUAGAAUGAGGAAGAAUGCUGACUGAAGUGAAUUUCAACAUGCAGUUAUAUUUAGUUAAACAGGUGUACCUAAUAAAGUGACCAGUAAGUGUAUAAAACAGAAUAAAAGUCCAUUAUGAUUUUGGCCUUUAAAGAAGUUAUAACAUCAACGAACAUGAAGGUGUGGUGAUUAAACUGGCUCACCUUCUCACUAUGUUCUUGAACAGACAGAAGACCUGAGAGAUUGUGAGUGAGCGUGUGUGAGUGUGUGCGUAUGCAUGUUUGUGCAUGCAUGUGUGUGUCACUGUCCCAUGCCGGCCAGGCGGCCGCGUGUGCCACCAUGCUCUGUGACUGCACAGCUGUAUCAAUAAAUCUGGACUC
This is a messenger RNA of Cheilinus undulatus (humphead wrasse), 8664 nucleotides long. RefSeq names its product phosphodiesterase 1C, calmodulin-dependent b (gene pde1cb). Gene Ontology annotation, molecular function: 3',5'-cyclic-nucleotide phosphodiesterase activity. Lineage: Eukaryota; Metazoa; Chordata; Actinopteri; Labriformes; Labridae. Bases 409 to 2301 code for a protein of 630 amino acids. The record is from RefSeq and is a predicted model, not a curated record. Gene Ontology annotation, biological process: signal transduction. The transcript has 17 exons.